UCUCCGCCAUUACUAGUUUCAGUUCAGUCCUCCCCCCUCCUCCUCCAAGGAGAGAGAGAGAGAGAGAGAGUGAGAGAGAGAGAGAGAGAGAGAGAGUUCUAGAAGAUUCUAGAACUACUACCACCGCCGGCGAGUCGGAGCUCGGCGGCAACCGUAUCCUAGGUCGGGAUCGUCUUGCUCCCCUUCCAGAAGAAGAAGGUUCUAGAAGCGGAAGUGUCACACCAUUCGCGGCCUAGCCAUCCUCGUCUUCACCGCCGCCGCGACCUCCGCUUCCACCUCCGCCCCGCUCAGAAUGGUGAGGGAUCUCGCCGCGGUGCGCCGCACGCCGGCGAGGGCUUCGACAUCCUCCUCCGCCUCGGAGGUCGGUAACGAUGAGAACGCGCCGGUGGACGCCUCGGAUGCCGCCGUGGUGGAGCCCGAGGCGGCGGCGGCGAGGCCCCCGCUGCUCGCCAUCCAGCCGCCGCAGUCGGGGCUGAAGCGGAAGCCGGAGUCCCCGGCGCCGACGCCGUCGAAGCUCCCGUUCCGGACGCCGGAGAAGGCGGCGGCGCGGAGCCGGUUCGGGUGGGUCCCGCCGCGGGGAGAAGAGCAGCCGCCUCCGCGCGUCGGCGGGACCCCGUACAGCGCGGUGAGUACUCCCGGGAGGCAUCGGGGGAAGUCCUCCGCGGCGGCGGCAUCGGAGGGUGGUGGUGGGUCGACGCAGAGCACGCCGACGAAGAGCGUGACGAAGCCCGCGUACAGCAUUGGGAUGAGCGCGUCGAGGCCGCCGAUGAGCAGUGGGCAGCGGGGGGCCGGGUUGGGGUUGGGGUUCUCGAUGGCGGCGAGGGGGACGCCCAUGUCCUUUGCUCCGGUGACUGUGGUGAAUACCGCAGAGGUGCCGCAUUUCGAGCUCCGGGAGGAUCCCUCGUUCUGGAUGGAGAACAAUGUGCAGGUUGUUAUCCGUGUGCGCCCUCUAAAUAACACUGAAAGAAACCUCCAUAACUACAAUCGAUGUUUGAAACAAGAGAGUGCACAGAGCAUCACAUGGAUUGGGCAGCCAGAAAGUCGUUUUACAUUCGAUCAUGUUGCUUGUGAAGCAGUGAAUCAGGAAGUGCUUUUCCGUGUUGCUGGUUUACCGAUGGUUGAGAACUGCAUGGCUGGGUACAAUAGUUGUAUCUUUGCUUAUGGGCAGACUGGAAGUGGAAAGACAUACACAAUGCUUGGCGAGAUCAGUGAACUGGAAGUGAGGCCUAGUCAAGAUCGUGGGAUGACCCCUCGCAUUUUUGAGUUCUUGUUUGCGAGAAUCAGAGCGGAAGAAGAGAGCAGGAGGGAUGAGAAGCUAAAGUACAAUUGCAAGUGUUCUUUCCUGGAGAUUUACAAUGAACAAAUCACAGACCUUCUUGAUCCUUCAUCCACAAAUCUUCCACUGCGAGAAGAUAUACGGAACGGUGUUUACGUUGAAAAUCUGACUGAACUAGAAGUUGGUUGUGUCAGUGACAUCAUAAAACUUUUGAUGCAGGGUUCUGCGAACAGGAAAGUGGCAGCUACAAAUAUGAACCGUGAGAGUAGUCGGUCCCACAGUGUUUUCACAUGCAUCAUUGAGAGUCGGUGGGAGAAAGAUUCGGCAUCUAACUUACGAUUUGCAAGGCUGAAUCUAGUUGACCUUGCUGGGUCAGAAAGACAGAGGACAUCUGGUGCUGCAGGUGAGCGGCUGAAAGAAGCUGCUAAUAUUAACAAAUCAUUAUCAACACUAGGCCUUGUUAUAAUGAGUUUAGUUGAUCAAGCACAUGGGAAACAAAGGCAUGUUCCAUAUAGGGACUCAAGAUUGACAUUUCUCCUUCAGGAUUCUCUUGGUGGGAACUCAAAAACAAUGAUUAUUGCAAAUGUCAGCCCUUCAGUGUGUUCCGCUAGCGAAACACUCAGCACCCUCAAGUUUGCCCAGCGUGCUAGGCUCAUUCAGAACAAUGCGGUUGUGAAUGAAGAUGCUUCAGGAGAUGUACUGGCUUUGCAGCAUCAAAUACGCCUUCUAAAGGAAGAGCUCGCUGUCCUCAAGCGCCAACGUGUCCCUAGAUCUUUGUCAUUCACUUCUGACAUUUUUGAAAGGUCUGGAGUAGAUGUUGAUGAUGGAACUGAAAGCAUGAAUAUGGAUGAGGAGAAUGAUAAUGAUGCCCAUGACAGAAGAUCCCUGCAAGAUUUAAGGAUUUCAAAUAAGCAAUUGAGGUUGCUGGAAGAAACACUAGCUGGAGCAUUCCGGAGAGAAUCAGUUGCAGAAGCCACUGUAAAGCAACUUGAAGCUGAAAUUGAGCAGUUGAACCGAAUGGUUUAUGAGAGAGAGAAUGAUACAAGGAGUGCUAAGAUGACACUUAAGUUUCGAGAAGAUAAGAUUCACCAGAUGGAGGCUCUUGUUCGUGACAAACUGCCAGCUGAAUCAUAUCUACUUGAAGAAAACAAUACAUUAUUGAAAGAGAUUGAUUUGCUUCGUGCAAAAAUCGACAAAAAUCCAGAAGUGACCCGUUUUGCCCUAGAAAAUAUUCGUCUCUCAAACAAACUCAAGAGUUACAACCAAUUCUGUAAUGAAGGGGAGAGGGAGCAUUUGCUGAAUGAAGUUUCCAUCCUUCGGAAUCAGGUCUUGCAAAUACUUGAAAGGAGGGCAGAAGCUGAGCAACCAAAUAAUUUCCCAACCAAUUUUGAGUUGAAACGGACCUCUCAAGAGUUGGAAACCUGUAGAGGCGAGCUGCAAGCUUGCCUAGAAGCGAAUAAAAAAUUAGCAAGGGAAAUAGCUGAUCUACAGAAUGAAUUAAGUAAUAUACAUAGCUCAAAUAGAGAGGGCCAUCCUAAUGUGGUUGAGAAAUUUUCAUCAGCUUUGAACCAGUAUGAUUCUCAUGCACCUGAAAAGAAGGAUCAGUGUUUUCAAGAGGGUUUCAUGAUAAACACGGAUGACAUAUUAAACCUGCAGCUGGAGUUGGACAUAAUUAAAACAAUACUGGCUGAAGAGAGGACAACCCGUGCAGAAGUUGAGAAACGAAUUACUUGUUUAGAUGAUGAGCUAAAAGCAGCAAAUAUUCAUAUUCUCCAAACUUGUAGGCAGAGUGAAACCAUGCAACGUGAAUUGAGUGAUGCAAGAUCUGUUAUUGAAGCUCUUGAGUCUCAGCAGAUUAUGUUGAUAAAUGAACUAGAUGAGCUCAAGGAGAGCAAUCAGCAAAGCUUAGAGCAUCUAAAGAAGAGGGAUUUGGAAAUAUCAAGGUUAAACAAUGAGCUUGAUGUGCACCGUAGGCAAGAAUUCUUAGCUAUGGAAGAGCCGAAAGUGCAACUUCUGAAGUGUUUUGAGAAUGAUGAUUCACCUUUGCAGACAAAACUGAAAAGAAUGCAAGCUUCACUUGAGAAAGCACGCAAAUUAAAUACAAGGUACCAAAGAGAUCAGGCAUCUCACAGUUCUGCUCAGCAAGAAAUGGAUGAAGUCAGUAGACAGGUUGAGGUUGAAACGGCUGAGGUUAUUAUGUGCUUACAGGAAGAGCUCAUAUCACUCCAACAGCAAUUAGAUGCCAGUAGCAAAAACGAAUUAUUAGCCAACCAAAGAAUAGAUGAGGCUCGACUGGAAAGAGAACAGUUGAAUGAUAGGCUGCUUGAAGUGAUGAAAGAGAAUGAAUGUUUUUCUGCGCUAAUUGAGGAGAAAGACAAGAAAAUUGGGAUGUUGACCAAUGACUGGGACAAAUUAGCUUCUGACAUAGGAAACUUCCUUUUGGAUGGAAAUGCAGCUCUUGACGAAGCUUCUGACCAGGUUGCCUUUAUUUCUGAGUCUAUUUCCCAAAGGAAAUGGAUUGAGGAUCAAGUCCAGAAGAUGUGUCGAGGAAUAUCCCAAAGAGAUGAGUUACUCAAAGAGCUUCAAAGUAGGUUGAAAGAGGCAGAUGACAUAAGAUGUGAUUUGGACUUGAAGUUAAGGUCCUUAAGAGGAGCAAUGCAGGCUAUAAAUGACACACAUCAACAAGAGAAGAAUGAUCAAGAAAAUGCUAUGUCUGUUUUAAGAUCACAAGAAUCUAAUGAAAGAUAUGUGAAUCAGCAGCAACUUCAAGAGCUUCAGAGGAUACAACUGUUGUUGGAUGAGUCCAUUGAAUCUUUUGUGCAGAAGGAGGUUAUAGAACAAAGUUAUAUUUCUCUGCAAAGGGCGAUGGAGGAAGUGAUUCAUCAUCUGGAGUCACAAUUAGACCAGUCAAAGAGAGAUUUGACUCAAUUAUUGAGUGAGACCCAGGAUAAGGAGCAGGCCUUUGAGAGGCUGAAAAAUGAAGAAAACGGUGUUCUGUUAACAGUGCUGUCAGAUGUUCUAAAGGCAAAGGGUGUUAUACAUGAGUUUGAAACUGGAUUCAAUGCAAUACAGUCAAGCUUUUCUGUGGAUCCUGAAGAGGUCGUUUGCCAAAAUUCAGACUUGAACUUGGAGGAUCGGGUUGGCUGUGAUCCCACUGGAGCCUUCGAAGCUGGGGAGAAGCACAAUGGUGAUGUCCUUUGCAAACUUAGUAAGGAAAUGGAGUGUGUAGUUUACACAAUGCAAAUGCUGCAAUCUCAAAUGGUCAAACUUCUUCAAGAAAAAGAAAACGCGAAAGAAUAUCAUUUCCAAAGUCAAAGAACUAUUAAAGAUGUAAGUGCCAAGGUCCUUCAACUGAAAUCAGAGAUAAUUGACAAGGAAAAGGGCUAUGAAGCUAGACUAAAAGAGUUGGAGAUAAAGAUGCAAGAAAAGGAGAAAGACACUGCAGAAUCAUUUAUUUCAUGGAAUAAAGAAAGAGAGGCACUUGAACUUGAGGUUUCAGAGGCAAAAAGUCUUGCGAUUCAAAAAUCAUUCGAGGCUUCUACUCUUAUAUCCAAGUUUGAAGAGGCACAGGCAACUAUAAGUGAUGCUGACACUACUGUCAAUGCACUAGUUGAAGCAAAUGAAAAAGCAAAACUUCAAAUACAAAAUUUCAAAGAAAAUGAAGCUUUGUUCCUUUCUGAAAAGGAGAGAUUACUAACUGAGAUAAGUAGUUUGAAGAUGCUGCUGGACGUGAAAGACCAAACUUAUGAGGUAAUGGAAAAGAAAUUUGCGGCAAGCCUGCUUGAAGCAAAUGACCUAGCACUUGAACUUGAAGAUGGCAUUAGACAUUUGCAGAAUUUGUUAUUGGAGAAGCUUGAGUUCGUUUCUUCUGAUGUUGAAUGGAUGAAAUCAAAGCUUCAGCAGUUUGCCGAGUUGGCAAGGACUUGGUUAGAGGAGAACUGGUUAGAGAUAAUUGGAAAGGACUGUGCUGUUUCUGUUUUGCAUCUCUGUCACAUGGGGAUUUUGUUGGAGAGAAUUACUGGGCUUAAUGCAGAAAAUGGUUUCCUUCAACGUGGGUUGUGCGAAUCCAAUUCUUUGAUAUCCAAGCUGCGUGAGCACAAUGACAGAGCAAAGAAUGAACUGGAAAUGUGUAGUGUUCUCAAAGGGAAACUGCUACUUGACAUUAAUCAUAAUUUCAGUCGCAUUGCAAAGAAGGAACAGGAAGCAACUGAACUGAACUCAAGAUUAGAUGCUUUUGAGAAGAAGAUUCUGCACUUACAAGCUCAAGAGGAAGCAAUGUUGGCACGGUCAAAUUCCAUGUAUAAUGAACUCUCCAUAUUGGUGGAAGAGAUUGAUGCUACCAACAAGAGUGCAUUGGCAACUGAAUCCAAGGAAAAGGAAGAGCUACGCCACCAAUUAGAUGAAGCUUUGCUUUGCAAUGCUAUGUUAAAAGACAUAAUUCAAGAAGACGUGGAUCUGCCUCAAGUGAAUAAUUAUAUGAAAGGGUGCAGUGAAUUUGAGUUGUGCAAUCGCCUUGCAGAUUAUCACAAUGAAUUGGUUACUACCAACAUAAUUGCAAAGGAUAUCGAGUCUUUUGUUCUUUCUUCAGAAUUAGUGCAGCAAAAAGCACAGCUGCAAAAACAAGAACUCAUGUUUAUUGAUGCCCUUGAUGGAUUGACAACAGAAGCAACUUUGUCGAGAGUUGACAAGGAUUUGGGUAGUGCUGUAAUUUUUUCUUUGCUUGAUGAUAGCAAUAAGAUAAUGAUUGAUUUUGAUAACCUUAAGCAGAACAAGGACGAGCUAAUGGAAAAUUUACAUGUUCUGAGCGAGGAAAACCUAAACCUUAGAUCUGUAGUUGGUUCUUUGGAAUCAAGUAUCGAGUCGUUGCAAACAGAACUUGAUGGAAAAACGAAAGCUCUGAUGGAGUUGCAAUAUUCCCAUACAACCAUACUUGAAGAGUUCAAGUUGAAAUCCAAGGCCACUGAACUUGGUGUCUCAAGGGAAAAUGAUCUGAGGUCAGAAAACAAUUUAUUGAAACAUGAAUAUCUAGAUAUUGUGCGCAAAGAGCAGAUGAUGGCUGAAUUGGUUGCUAAUCUUGAUUCUGAGAAGUUGUUUGUCACCAUUCAAGGUCGUUUGGAACAAGUUGCUGAUCAAGUACAGAUGUACACUAGCGACCAAUUGAACAUGGUGACAAAGGUCUCCAAUGAGAUAGACUUCAUCCAGAUGUCCAUCGAAGGGUUGAUUACCCACAAUGGUUUCCUACAGUCUGAAUUAAUUCGCAAAGAUGAAUUGGCAAAGGGCUUGUCCUUUGAUCUCAGCUUGCUACAGGAGUCAGCAUCUGUUGCAAAAGACCAAGCAGAUGAACUUAUCCAGUUAACUGAAGCAAUAGAGUCAUUAGAACCGGAGCUUGAUUCUAAAUCAAAUGAACUUGUUGAUGCUGUUUCUGGAAGACAAUUACUAGAAGCUCAGAUCUUGAAGAGUAAUCAAAAGGUUUCUGCCUUAGAGGAGCAGCUGGCAAGUAAGAUAAAUGAAUUGAAGGAAGUUUCUGUGGAAAAAGAUGAACUGACGUCUAAGCUGAACCAUAUUGAAGGGAUCAGUUACACUAUGGAGGAUGAGUUGGCUGAUAAAAGUAAAGCUAUUGAAAGGCUGGAAGAAGAGCUGAUUGAGUUGAGAAGUUUACUUGAUGCCAGGACCUGCUUCCUUCAAAAUUUGCAGAAUGACUUUUCUAAGCUUUUGGAUGAAAAGAAAUACUGUGAAACUCAGGUUCUUAUCUUGAAUGAGAAGCUGGAGAUGGCUCAGGCAUUGGCAGAAGAAAGUGAAGCAAUUGCUACAGAAGCUAAACAGAUGGCGGAGGAAAGGAAGACGCAUGCUGAAGAGAAGGAUGAAGAAGUCAAGCUAUUGGAGAGGUCCAUUGAGGAGCUUGAGACUACUGUUUGUGCUUUGGAAAACAAGGUGGACAUCAUUAAGGAAGAAGCAGAGCGUCAAAGAAUGCACAGAGAAGAAAUAGAACUAGAGCUGCAGAAAGUCAGGCAACAAAUGCUAGCUGUUCCUUCCUCAGGGCAAGCAACGAGCUCCCUAGAAGGUGGAAUGGGUGAUUUUACUGACUCAUCCAGGCACUCCAGAGAGAUAAAGAAUGAGCUACUGGCUGCCCAGGAGAAUAUAAGAAUACUUCAAAAGGAUGUUGCUGAGAAGGAAACAGAGAUUGCUCAGUGCAAGGCACACAUAUCAGAGCUAAACAUACAUGCUGAGGCAGCAGCCCGAGAAUAUAAGCAGAAAUUCAUGGAGCUAGAAGCCAUGGCACAACAGGUUAAGAGUGACAAUACAUCUGCAAAUGCUUGUUCCACAAGACCAGAGAAGAUCAGUUUGAAACCUCGCGGUUCAGGCUCUCCAUUUAAGUGCAUUGGACUGGGAUUUGUACAACAAAUGAAUUCUGAGAAAGAUGAAGAGCUUAGUGCUGCAAAGCAACGCAUUAUGGAACUUGAGGGCAUAGCAGCUAGUCGGCAAAGGGAGAUAUUCAUGUUGAAUGCGAGAUUAGCUACAACAGAGAGUAUGACACAUGAUGUGAUUCGUGAUAUGUUAGGUGUUAAGAUGAACAUGGCGACUUGGGCGGCACUGGUUGACAACCAGCAACAAAUGGACACACAAGAGUCAGCUGUUACCCAAGCUCAUGAAUCUAAAGAGCAGUCCGAUGAGUUGAUGAAGCUGAGGAGCCAGCUUGAUGAAUUAAUUGAAGAGAGACAGAGUUGGCUUGAUGAAAUAAACCAGCGACAAUCUGAACUUGGAGCAGCUCGCAUUACUAUAGAAAAAUUAAGACAAAAGGAACACUUUAUGGUAGCUGAAAUUGAGCUGCUGAAGGCUGAGAAUGCGAAUGGCAAAGCCAUCAUCUUUAAUCUUGAAGAUGAAGUGAAAAAGCUUACGAGACAACAGAAUCUUCAACUGCGAAUUAAUCAUCACGUGAAAACAAAGGAAGAGAAUAACUUACUUAAAAAGCAGAAUGAAGAGCUAAGUGCAAAGCUGCAGAAGCUAGGAGCAGUUGUUGCCCGUACGAAGGAAGAGCUUGCUCGCUACAGGGUUUCAGAUGGGAAGGACCCAUAUGAGCAGAUGGAGGAGGAAGAGCUAUUAAGAAAUAGAUUAGAAGAAAGCGAGCAGGAUAGAAGCAAGCUUGCAGAAAACCUGUCGAGCCUGUGUGCCACCGUUCUGAAGAUCGCUGGAGUUAGAAACCAUGAGUCUGAUGCGAGUCUUUUGAAAGCAUUGGAAGCCUUAAAUCAGAUCCAACUCCGUAUUGCUUCAAUGGAGGCUGGGGUUGAGGAUCUUAAACUGAAGUGCAAACUACUGCAUGAAAAGGCCCGUUUAUCGGAGCUUCGGAGCGAGUCAUCUUCUCUUAGCUCAGGUCGCUCCAGAUCACCGAGUGUGUGCAGAUCACCAAGCAUCUCGUCAUUCCGAUGACGCAGCUGACUCAAAUAGAAGCGAAGCAAGUGUUGUACUGUACAUAAUAUUGGUUGCUACAUCGUUUUGUUACUCGUUAGUUACCAGCUAACCACCUACCGACCUGUGCCCCAAAGCAUCUCGUGCAGUACAGUUUUGCUGCGAGUAGAGUAGGGGCAUUAACCAUGCAUUGCUGAUGUUGCAUCUGCUGGCCUAGUUAAUUGAAUCAUGUAUACACAUUGAAAUCCAAUGCAAUUAUUCUUUUACUUGAAAUAGCCGCUGAUGAUCUUGCUAUCUUGAAAGAUGCAAGUGAUCAAUCGGCUCUCCUCUCUCA
This is a messenger RNA of Oryza sativa Japonica Group (Japanese rice), 9014 nucleotides long. NCBI's taxonomy places the organism in Eukaryota, Viridiplantae, Streptophyta, Magnoliopsida, Poales, Poaceae. The record is from RefSeq and is a predicted model, not a curated record.